ACUGAUCCCGCCCACCCGGGUCUUUGACAGCGAAGAUAAAAAGGACAUGUACACACACCGUUAACGCCACAGCUAGUUAGUUAGCUAAUUAGCUACCUCAUAGAUCGCUGGACUUCACUGUCCACACAGAUCAUAGACGUUCGGGUUUUUUAUUUAAUCACAAACCGUAGCAUGGAUGUGGUGAUUUAGUCGUUAAAAUGUCGUUCAAUGGCCACAAACGGGAGGAUGAAAAUAUCGGGGAAGACGAAACGCCCACGAAGCAGCCGCGCUCCGACAUGGAGAUGCCCAGUUGUCUCAGAAACGAUCCCGACAACGAGGCAGCCUCGUCCGCGGGAAGAGACACAUCCGACCGGCGGACCUCCAACGCGACAGCGAGGCAUCGGAGCGACUCGGUGAAAAAAACAAGGCCGCCAUUUCCCUGGUUUGGGAUGGACAUUGGAGGGACUCUGGUGAAGCUGGUGUACUUCGAGCCCAAAGACAUCACAGCGGAGGAGGAGCAGGAAGAGGUGGAGAACCUGAAGAGCAUCAGGCACUACCUGACCUCAAACACCGCCUAUGGAAAAACGGGCAUCAGGGACGUGCACCUGGAGCUGCAGGACCUGACGCUGUGCGGCAGGACGGGCAACCUGCACUUCAUCCGCUUCCCCACGCACGACCUGCCGGCCUUCCUGCAGAUGGGCCGCAACAAGCACUUCUCCAGCCUCCACACCACCCUCUGCGCCACGGGGGGUGGAGCGUACAAGUUUGAGUCUGACUUCCGCACGAUGGCGGACCUGCAGCUCCACAAGCUGGAUGAGCUGGACUGCUUGGUCCGGGGGGUGUUGUACAUCGACUCGGUGGUGUCCAGCGGACCAUCGGAGUGCUACUACUUUGAAAACCCCACAGACCCAGAUCGCUGCAUCCAGAGGCCCUACACCCUGGAGAACCCCUACCCCCUGCUGCUGGUCAACAUAGGGUCCGGGGUCAGCAUCCUGGCCGUGUACUCGGAGACCAACUACAAACGAGUUACAGGGACCAGCCUCGGUGGUGGGACCUUCCUGGGCCUGUGUUGCUUGCUGACUGGCUGCUCUACUUUCGAGGAAGCUCUAGAAAUGGCUUCUCAAGGGGAGAGCACCCGAGUGGACAAGCUGGUUCGGGACAUCUAUGGAGGAGACUAUGAGAGGUUUGGACUGCCAGGUUGGGCUGUAGCCUCAAGUUUUGGCCACAUGAUGUCCAAAGAGAAGAGGGAGUCGGUGUCCAAAGAGGACCUGGCCAGAGCGACGCUGGUCACCAUCACCAACAACAUCGGCUCCAUCACCAGGAUGUGUGCCCUCAAUGAGAACAUAGAGAGAGUGGUGUUUGUGGGUAACUUCCUGAGAGUGAACACCCUCUCAAUGAAGCUGCUGGCUUACGCCAUGGACUACUGGUCCAAAGGACAGCUCAAGGCCCUCUUCCUUCAGCAUGAGGGCUACUUUGGAGCAGUUGGCGCUCUGUUAGAGCUUCUGCAUCCGUCCUAAUCCGUCCACUCUGCAUCUAAGCAACUACUCGUCAAUCUGCUGAAAAAUCCUUUAGCACUUUAGGCUGGCCAGAAUUAAUUCCGUAAUGGGACGCUGUGUCAGCCUCCAGCCAGUUACUGACAUAUUAUUUGCAGCAAACUCUCAAACAUUCUGUAAUGUUCUCAGCAAUCAACUAGUUUGUAAAAGUGUGAAGGUAGAGUCUUAAUUGGGAUUCACAGGCUGCUGUGGUCAGCUGAUGGAAGGGCUUCCUGCCCGAAUGCAUUAAACAAGUCGCGUCCUCCUCAAACACGUAGAAAGUACGUCCACAAAGUCUUAAGAACGAGGAUGUUCUCCCUCACGGUGGGUGGUAGGGUGUCCAAUACGACCAAACUCCUGUUAGUUAAUAAAAUGGUUGUUAGAACUCAAAGAUCAUCCCAAGAAAUAUUUCCCCAGUAAAGCAUUAUUUGUCAUUGUUUAUUUCCUGAAUUAAUUGAUUUGUUUAUUCAUUAGACAAUAACUGAACAGACUUUAGUGUUUAGAGCCAAAUAUGUUUACAGUGUUGCAGAUUAUUACUGAUUAAUUAUUUGUGCUCUACAUACUUUACAUUCCUGAAUAACAUUGUAUGGAACGCCACCCCUGGUUUAUCUGGUCAGACUCGUGGUUUGUUAACUUGAGACUUUAGACGUAUCCAGCUCUUUGUAAACUAAAGCAAAACACUGAGAAUCAUUUACAACCAAUAAUUAUUUGUGUUUUUUCAUCCGAGAGCCUUUAUUCAUUUAAAUUUAUUGGACUUGUAAUGUAAUGUCAAAUUUGCAUUUUAACCUGCAUUUCAGUCUCCUGACUUGAAACAAUUGAUUUAAAGAAAAACAAAGAAAUUAACACAAGUUUAUGGCCAUUUCAUCUUCAAAGGAGACAUCAGCUGUUACCUUCUAUAGAAUGUGUAUUGCUUAUUUAAUUUACCCAAUUGACAUGUCAAUGUGUGAAAUGUUUUUUUUGAAUAUUUAAUUGUUUACUCCAAGUUCUUAUUUUAUAACCGCUCUGGUAAAUUCAGUUUCAAGUCAGUUUUGGGGUCAUUAACAAUGGACUGUAGAGCUCAAGUGAAAAUGACCUCUGCCCUGCUGAAGUGCCCUUGAGCCACUGCAACCCCGUCCUUGUGGAGGGAAAUCGCAGCAUGUGAAACGAUAGAUUGUGGAUUCGAGGGCAUUAUAUCCCCGAGUUGUCCCCAUGUUUUUUGAAUGCAGCUUCAGCUCCUGAUCCCAAACCGUCUUUGUCUUGUUCGGCAUGUUUGUACUUGAACGUUUUGAAGCUUCCUAAACUUUGUUUCCUUUAGGAAGGUGGAACUGGAAACACGGUAAACCUCGUGUCUGACAUGCGUGUUAUCGUUGUCAUUUGUCCCAUUGCUUCAUUUAAUGAUUAACCGUCACAAUUUAAUGUUGGCUUUGUUCAUGAAUUGUCUCCAUAAAAGAGAUUUCACUCACUAAUAAGUUGCACAGUUGCUGUCAGUCGCUUGAUGAAAAGCAUCAGAAUGUUCUAUAUAGUUGAUUUUAAAAUAAAGUGCCUGUCAUAUUUUUGUAUGGAAUACAAUAAUGUGCGCAGCAAUGUGAUUUAAAAUGAGGCCCUCUGUUUGUUGAAAAGAAAACAUAUUUUUUGUAAUAGCCAUUGCAAAUUCAUUACUGCGUUACUAUUAAAAACAUAUUUUCAUAUGUUUGUGACA
Molecule: messenger RNA, 3189 nt
Organism: Pungitius pungitius (ninespine stickleback)
Lineage: Eukaryota; Metazoa; Chordata; Actinopteri; Perciformes; Gasterosteidae
Gene: pank2
Product: pantothenate kinase 2
Exons: 7
Coding region: 198-1496 (432 amino acids)
Biological process (GO): coenzyme A biosynthetic process
Cellular component (GO): cytosol; nucleus
Molecular function (GO): pantothenate kinase activity; ATP binding
Source: RefSeq, a predicted model, not a curated record